CAAAUCUUUGUUUCUCGAUUCGGUUAAAAGAGCUCUUAAGACAAUCCGAUUAAGCUGCGAUUUGGUUGAAAUACUUUUUUUUUAUUAUGCAGUUCCAUUUAUCAACAAGUCAUAAAAAUUGAUAAUACGGAUAAGUAUGGCGGAUUCACGAAGGUCGUCAAUGAUUCGUAGGCGGUGGCACGACUUGAAGCUGAGGAUCUGCCGAUACGUAUUCUACUUCCUCUGGGUUGUCAAUUUCAUUUUCACCAUUGCGGAUACUUAUGUAUAUUAUCAAAGGCUUAAGGAGCACAUUGGUUGCUGGAUGUGUUUGUUCAAGACCUAUAUGAUUAUAGCGAUGUUCCUGUCUAUUUUAAUGGUUCCACUGCUGAUCGUGGCGCUACCCUUGGUCGUAAGUGAGUUAUCCAGCGGAUUGCGCAUUUACGUGACAAUUCUAUUCUUGGCCACAUGGUUGCAGAUGAUGCUGACUAUUUUGUUAGCACAGGAAUACCAUGCUAUAACCGAUGUACUUCGAUUAUGGAUGAACGAUAAAAGCCUGGAGUUCUUUGAGUUUCAUUCGAAGUGUUGCGGCGUGGUUGGACCCGGCGACUACGUGCUGCUUGAGAAGAUGAUACCCCUAUCCUGCUACAAGGAUCGUAGUGGAAGUCCUGAAGACCUGUACAAAGCUGGUUGCUCCACCCGUUCCUUAAAGCCACCAAUCGUGCCGAUCAUUCAGGUGAUCUCUGUACUAAUUCAGUACGCAUUAGUCCUGGUCCUGGUGGUGUACCUAGUUAUCCUGAUAAGGAGCGAGAUCCGACGUCGCACUCUGUGGUCCGUGCGUACCACCGAAGUCUAUGGUGAUGAAAGUGAUGUAAGUGCGGAUUAAAGUUCCAUACGGAGUUGGGGAGUAAUCCGAAAGAGACGAAAGUAAGUGGACUUUAGUGUUACUUCCCAGCUCCGUCUGGGGCUUAAGCGGCAGACUUUCAUGUGGGAUUGAAAUUUGGAUUCGGUUUGCAUUUCACCCCGCCCUGGAAAUGGGUAUUGGCAUUGACGUGCUAGACAAAUUGGACGCUGCUGGCCAUCGUCAUAUUUCACGGACUGCAAUCAAUAACGAUAAACACUUGAGUCGCAAAUCCAAUGUCCAGAAUCCCGUCCGAUGGCAUGCAUAUGGAUGAGCCAAUAAAGAAAUCAACAAAGCAUGUCGGGCAAUUGAAAAAGUAUUGCAAAUGCCGGGACAGCCGGGGAUUUGGACACGGAAUUGGACUCCAAUCCGGACAAUAUGCAAAUGCAGUUAAGCAGAAUGUAUUCAAGGACGAUACAAAUCCACCACCCAUCCGCCGGAGUUUAUUUUCUUUUUAUGCCCCUCGCUCCGCGCAUAAAUUUUAUUGUUGUCAACAUUAAAUUCUAGCCGUGGAAAACAA
Drosophila gunungcola (fruit fly) is the source of this 1397-nucleotide messenger RNA. Its product is annotated as protein late bloomer. The coding region runs from base 137 to 862 and encodes 241 amino acids. The transcript is spliced from 6 exons. Lineage: Eukaryota; Metazoa; Arthropoda; Insecta; Diptera; Drosophilidae. The record is from RefSeq and is a predicted model, not a curated record. Gene Ontology annotation, cellular component: membrane.